Molecule: messenger RNA, 702 nt
Organism: Centrocercus urophasianus (Greater sage-grouse)
Lineage: Eukaryota; Metazoa; Chordata; Aves; Galliformes; Phasianidae
Gene: ADTRP
Product: androgen dependent TFPI regulating protein
Exons: 6
Coding region: 1-702 (233 amino acids)
Cellular component (GO): endomembrane system; membrane
Source: RefSeq, a predicted model, not a curated record
AUGGAAAUCUCUACUCUCGCAGCUUACCAUUGCCUUGUUCUUGCCUGGUAUUUUUUCGUCCUCUAUUCACUCACACAUCUAAGAACAGAAGAACGGCCAUCUGAAGUGUUCCUUUACGGUGGGCAGUGGAAAUAUUUGACAGUCCUCAAUCUGUUUUUGCAGGCUGUCUUCUAUGGGGUGUCCUUCCUGGCUGAUGUCCUGAGGCUAAUUAAGGAACUGCGAUGUGCUAAGUGCGUAAUUUCCAGCAGAGACCUUCUUUUCAGUGUCCUGGCUUUCCCAGUGUCCACAUUUGUUUCUAUUUCCUUUUGGAUCCUGUACACCUACAACCGAGAGCUGGUUUACCCCAAAAGCCUUGAUGGAGUCAUUCCAACGUGGCUAAAUCACACCAUGCACACAGCUGUAUUACCACUUGCUCUUCUGGAAAUCCUUGCCACACCGCAUCGCUACCCAGCAAAGAAGAAGGGACUGUUCCUGUUAGGCUGUGCCUCUUUUCUUUAUGUCAGUUGGGUCCUAUGGAUUUAUUUUGUAACAGGAGAGUGGGUGUACCCUCUCUUUGCUUCAUUCAGCCCAGCUGGGCUAGGAGCCUUUUUCAUCAGUAGCCUUGCCAUCGUCGUCUGUUUCUACAAUUUUGGAGAGUUCCUAAACCGUAUGAUAUGGGGAGAUUCAAUAGUAAUACUGGACUACAAACGGAAAGGCAAGUGA